AUGAAGAACAACGCGAUCUCGAAACCCUGCUCACCUCAAUCUCCAGCUAAUGCCACCGCCCCGUCAGCAGGCCAACCUGUCGUCGACGUACCCCCAAAUGGUGGCUACGGCUGGGUAUGCGUAGCAGCCGUCGCAACAAUAAACGGCCACACCUGGGGCCUCAAUUCCGCCUACGCCGUCUUCCUCGCCCACUACCUUUCCACCUCCGCCUUCCCUGGUGCCACACCUCUGCAAUACGCCUUCAUCGGUGGGCUCUCCAUAUCUCAAGCCCUCAUCGUUUCCCCAGUAGCUACUUUAACGACGAGAAGAUGGGGGACGCGCACUACCCUAUUUAUCGGUGUGGGAUUCGAGACGGUGAGCUUCAUCGGAGCCAGUUUUGCGAGUGAGAUCUGGCACUUGUUUUUGAGUCAGGGUGUGUGUUUUGGGUGGGGGAUGGGGUUUCUGUUCGUAGGCAGCGUGGGCAUUGCUGCGCAGUGGUUUACUACACACAGAUCGCUCGCUAAUGGGUGUUGUGCUGCUGGGAGUGGGCUUGGUGGGCUCAUCUACAGUCUUGCUGCUCAGGCUAUGAUUCGCGAUAUUGGCCUACCGUGGGCGUUUCGUACACUGGCUGUCAUUGCUUUCGUCGUCAAUAGUGCAUGUGCAAUGCUUAUCAAAGACCGAAAUAAGCAGAUUGGAUCCAGCCAGCUCAGUUUCGACUAUACACUGUUUGCGAAACCGCAGUUUGUGGGACUGUUGGCGUUCGGAUUCCUGAGUAUGCUGGGGUACAUUGUUUUACUCUUCAGUUUACCGAGUUACGCUCGGACAAUUGGGUUGAGUGCGCAGCAGGGAAGUAUUAUUGGUGCAGUGUUCAAUCUGGGGCAAGCAUUGGGAAGACCACCGAUUGGCUAUUUUUCCGAUUCCAUUGGCAGAUUGAACAUGGCGGGGAGCAUGACGUUCCUUGUUGGGGUGUUUUGUCUGCUGAUAUGGAUCUUUGCAAAGAGCUUUGGAGUAUUGAUCUUUUUCAGUCUGGUGGGUGGUAUGGUGGCAGGGACGUUUUGGGCGACGGCUGCGCCAGUUACGACGGAGGUUAUGGGGCUGAGAGAUUUGCCGAGUGCGUUGAGUAUUACUUGGUUGGUACUUGUGUUGCCUACUACUUUCUCCGAGCCUAUUGGUCUUGAAAUCGUAGCGUUUAAUGGAGGGAGCUAUACUGGAGCUAUUUUGUUUACGGGGUGGAUGUACAUUGGUGCUGCAGUCUGCUUGUGGAUGGUGAGAACAUGGAAGAUUGGAGAAGACGAAGAGAAUGCUGCGGCAGCUGCAAAGGGCGACGUCGAGCUAACUCCUGCUGAAGCCGAGAGCUUCCAAAGAAGCUCGUUUGUGAAGAGGAUGUUCAUGAUUCAAAAAGUUUGA
Alternaria alternata is the source of this 1386-nucleotide messenger RNA. Its product is annotated as MFS general substrate transporter. Bases 1 to 1386 code for a protein of 461 amino acids. The record is from RefSeq and is a predicted model, not a curated record. Gene Ontology annotation, biological process: transmembrane transport. Lineage: Eukaryota; Fungi; Ascomycota; Dothideomycetes; Pleosporales; Pleosporaceae. Gene Ontology annotation, molecular function: transmembrane transporter activity. The transcript has 2 exons.